CUGAUUCGCAUUCUCUUUCCAUUCACCAUGUCCUUCCCCUUCUUCUUCUUCCUGCUCUCCUCCGCUCUCCUCCUCCAUUCUUCCUCCUCUCUCCCUCUUCCCUCGCCUUACAACACUAGCUUCCACAUUGACUGCGGCGGCGCCUCUCCUUCCACCGACUCCUACAACAUCUCGUGGUUAGCCGACGAUUUCUUCACCGGAGGUUCCACGGCCAUGGUCUCCGAGCCCCUUCAUUUCCGUCUCCAACAAGAGAAGACCCUCCGUUACUUCCCUCUCUCCUCCGGUAAGAAGAACUGCUACAAUAUCCCUCUACCUCCUGGCCGUUACUACAUUCGUACAUUCACUGUUUACGACAACUACGACGGCAAAUCCCAUUCCCCUUCCUUCGACGCUUCCGUCGAGGGCACUCUCGUAUUUUCCUGGAGCUCCCCUUGGCCCGAGACUCUCGCUCGCGAUGGCGCCUACUCCGAUCUCUUCGCCUUCGUCAAAGACGGUCAACUCGAUUUCUGUUUUUACAGCAUUGCCACUGACCCUCCCAUCAUUGCUUCUCUCAAAGUCAUCCAGAUCGAUCCUUUGUCGUACGACUCCGCUGGUUUGGGCGAUAACUAUAUUCUGGUCAACUACGGAAGACUCUCUCCUGGUUCAUCACAAUGGGGUCCUGGUUUCACAUCUGACCCGGAUACCUUCGGCCGCUCCUGGCAAUCCGAUUCCGAUUAUCGAGGUGCCAAUUCGAGAUCAGCUAGGAUUAUAACCACUAAAGAAAAAAUAACUCGUACCGAGCAAGCGCCGAAUUACUUCCCGAUGAAAUUGUAUCAAUCCGCGGUGACAUUUGACGGCGGUUUGGAAUACGAAUUACCUGUCGAUGCAAAGCUUGAUUACUUGCUGUGGUUUCAUUUUGCGGAGAUUGAUUCGACUGUUAAAAAAGCAGGGGUGAGAGUGUUCGAUGUGCUGGUCAACGACAAGAAUGUGAGUAGAAUGGAUAUAUUCAAGGAAGUCGGGAGCUUCGCGGCCUACGCUUUAAAUUAUACGGAGAAGAAUUUGAGCAAUUCUGUGUUGAAUGUGAAGCUGUUGCCCGUGGCAGGGGCUCCUUUGAUCUGUGGACUUGAAAAUUACGCCAUGGUUCCAGCUGAUUUGGCCACGGUUCCUGAGCAAGUGGUCGCGAUGAAAGCAUUGAAAGAUUCUCUCCGUGUUCCUGACCGAAUGGGGUGGAAUGGUGAUCCAUGUGCUCCUACUGAUUGGGAUGCUUGGGAAGGAGUUACAUGUCAUACUAACAAGAAUGGAACAGGCCUUUCAUAACUCAAAUGUAAAGAACUUGGAAGUCAAGGCUUGAAGGGGGUUAUCAGUGAGCAGAUUAGUCUUCUUUCAAACUUGAUAAGCCUGAACCUCAGCACUAAUUCCCUGGACGGCACUCUACCAAUUGGGCUUGGACAAAAGUCCCUUGCACGACUGGAUUUGUCAAAUAAUCAAUUCUCAGGUUCCAUACCAGAAAGUUUAACAUCUUCAAAUCUGCAGCUUGUGAGACUUAACAAUAACUUAUUGGAAGGGCGAGUACCAGAGGAACUUUAUUCUGUUGGUGUGCACGGAGGAACCAUUGAUCUCUCUGGUAACAAAGGAUUGUGUGGAGUUCCUCCUUUACCGGAUUGUCCUCUGUUUUGGGAGCAUGGUCAUUUAUCUAAAGGUGGUAAAAUUGCAAUAGGCUUAUCAUGCUUCCUUUUUGUUGCUGUGCUGCUACUGGUGAUCUACAUAUUCUGUAUCAGGCGGGGUAGAAAUGAUUAUGAUUUUGGUCUACCUUCAGAAUUAAUAUCACUUGCUGCAAAGAGGAACAGGUACCAACGACAGAAGUCACUGAUGGUUCUUGAAAUGGAGAGUCAGCACGCCAAGGGGAUGACAUCACUUCCCCUUAAUCCUCAUUAGUUGCCACCCAACCAGCUUUGGUUUUCAUAGUUGCCCACUCACUCACUCACUCACUCACCAAGAGGCCAUAUAUCUUAGAUUAGAGGGUGACCCAUGCAAUGCAAUUAUAGAGAGAUUAUACCAUGAAAUAAGACAUAAAGGAGUUGGUGGAUUUGGAUUUAUUCAACAAAAUGGGGUCUUAUAAAAUGCAAAGGUGAUAAGGUCAGUGUAUGUGUCAGUCAUAACCCCCCCUCUUUUUUGUUGUUGUUGUGAAAUUUGGUGAGCAUUGCAAUGCACGAAGUUUUAGGUAAAUGGCAGCAGUAAUGUAAUGGGAAGAGGGCCAAGGCAUUUUUAGCUGAUUCUAAUCGCAAUAUUCAGUCUCUCUUUAUGAAUUUUGGGUUUGUGUUUUCCUUGUAAAAGAAAAUAUGAAGCAUGCUGUACAAGUUGGUUCUUUUCUUUUAGA
This is a messenger RNA of Hibiscus syriacus, 2356 nucleotides long. RefSeq names its product receptor-like protein 4. Lineage: Eukaryota; Viridiplantae; Streptophyta; Magnoliopsida; Malvales; Malvaceae. Gene Ontology annotation, molecular function: protein binding. The record is from RefSeq and is a predicted model, not a curated record. The transcript is spliced from 9 exons.